AUGUACCUCUAUGGUGGAGUUGGUAAAACGAGAUUUGAUGAAGAUUCCCACCAUUCCCACCUCCGGCCACUCACUCCAAAUCUAUUCCAUGAUUACCCAACCCCGUCACAUUCCGGUGAUCACUCGCCACAAUCGGAGAGUUUCGGGGAAUUCGAGCGGCGAACCGUCGAAAAUCGUCUUGAACGGGCGAUCUCUUUACCCGAAACGCCAACCAAUCACAGUUCUGAGAUGGUGCUGCCGACGCCGCCAAUUCGGGUGCAACGCGAAUUCAGCCAUGAUACCCCGGCCACUCCACCAACAUCGCCCACCGCCGCAAACCCGCAACAACUAUCGACCGAAUCACCGAAUCGCAGAAGCUUAAAGCACCGUCCGAUCGAUGAGUCGCACACGCCAAAGAAUCUCACUGUACUCACCGGAUCGUACCGAAAAGUACUCUCGGCGACGGAACUCGCCCAAGAGCUGCAGGACUACAAGAGUGGAUUAGCCGCCAAAGUGGGCUCUGUGCCGGCAAAUCAUUUGCCCGAGGGUAAAGUGCUUGUCUUAUACACGGGUGGUACAAUCGGAAUGAAGAGUGUAAAUGGAGUCUACUCACCGGUGCCCGGAUAUUUACCCGAAGUUCUACGGACGAUUCCACCGCUGAAUGAUCGGGAGUAUGUGGAGAAAGAAUACGGUCUUGUUGGACCGAAUUCGAUUCAGCCGUACGCUCUGCCACCAGUGAAACACAUGAAGAAACGGGUUGUGUAUUGGAUAGUCGAAUACGAUCCAUUGCUGGACAGUUGUGAUAUGACGUUCGAUGACUGGAUACGCAUUGCGACUGAUAUAAAAAAAGCUUAUCAUCACUACGACGGCUUUGUUGUGCUACACGGCACCGACACUCUCGCUUACACAAGUUCGGCACUGUCGUUUAUGAUGGAGAACUUGGGAAAACCCGUGAUCAUUACUGGAUCUCAAAUUCCCGUAGCUGAAGUGAGGUCUGAUGGAAUGGAUAAUUUGGUCGGAUCAUUGAUUAUUGCCGGAAAUUUCGACAUCCCCGAAGUCGCUGUGGUCUUCAACAACAAGCUGAUGCGCGGGAAUCGCACGAUGAAACUUGACAAUUCCGCGCUUGACGCCUUUGUUUGCCCAAACAUGCACCCUUUGGCCGAGAUGAACAUUAACAUCAAAGUGUACUAUGAGGCAAUCUUCCGAUCCGGUUCAAUUGCCCCGUUUAAUGUGCACGAGGAUUUGUGUCGUGAUGUUGGAAUGCUACGUCUUUUUCCAUCUAUGAGUAUACAAACGGUACGCGCCUUUUUGGCCGAACCCAUCAAAGGAGUUGUUCUGCAAACGUUUGGCUCCGGAAACAUGCCGUCAAAGCGAACGGACAUCAUUGAAGCAUUAAAAAGCGCGGUUGCUCGAGGAGUUCUCAUCGUGAAUUGCACCCAAUGCAUCAAAGGACAAGUCGAUGUGCACUAUGAGACCGGAAAAAUUCUUUACGAUAUUGGUGUAAUUCCGGGAUCCGACAUGACUUCCGAAGCAGCAAUGACAAAAUUAUGCUACAUCAUCGGCAAAGAUGACUGGGACCAUCAGACAAAGAUGAAGAUGCUUCAAACGAACCUCCGAGGAGAGCUCACCAUCACCCAACAAGAAUUGAAGCAAAAUGAAAUUAUUACGCACAUUGCUCGUUACUUGCGACUUUCGUCUAUCCAGGAAAUUCAAGUUGUGAGGAACUCCUUGCUCCCGCCACUCAUUUGCCAAGCUGCAAAGGAAGGAAAUGUUGAAACACUCGAAACUCUUCGCGAAUCCGGCGGCCACUUUUCGUACCAAGAUUAUGAUGGACGCACACCGCUACACGUUGCCGCUUCUUGGGGACAAAAAGAUGCUGUUGAAUAUUUGCUCAAGCAUGGAGCUAAUGUACAUGUGAAAGAUCGUUGGAACUGCAAUGCUAUCCUGUGCGCGAUUCGGGCUCGCAACAUCGAUGUGGUUCGAGUGAUUAAAGAGGCUGGCGGGAGAAUUGAUGGGAAUCCAAAAGAAACAGGAAUGGAGCUGUGCUUUGCUGCAUCACAAGGGGACUUUUCCUUGCUGGAAUGUUUUGCGGCCGCUGGCGCAGAUUUACGUUCCACCGACUACGAUGGGCGAACCGCUUUGCAUUUGGCGAGUUCAAAUGGUCAUCUGGAUGUCGUCGAAUAUCUGCUCGAACGAGGACUCAAUGCUCGAAAGAAAGAUCAUUUCGGGAACACGGCACUCGAUGAAGCUACGAAAGGAAAACACGAUAAGGUCGAGACGGUGCUACUUCGUUCCUUGUCGAUGAAAAAGUCAACCGGUGAAAACGAUGGAAUCCUCUUCAAGAUUGAUCCCUUUCCUAGUCCACCACAAGGA
Molecule: messenger RNA, 2352 nt
Organism: Mesorhabditis belari
Lineage: Eukaryota; Metazoa; Nematoda; Chromadorea; Rhabditida; Rhabditidae
Source: the annotation of a GenBank genome assembly